Molecule: messenger RNA, 1055 nt
Organism: Lynx canadensis (Canada lynx)
Lineage: Eukaryota; Metazoa; Chordata; Mammalia; Carnivora; Felidae
Gene: TMEM182
Product: transmembrane protein 182
Exons: 5
Coding region: 165-854 (229 amino acids)
Cellular component (GO): membrane
Source: RefSeq, a predicted model, not a curated record
GAGAAGUCACCAAAACAUGAGCUAGGAGAGGCUUCUAAAGAAGAUCCUGCCUACUCGAAAAAUCUUUCUUAUUCUUCUUAUUUUUUUUUUUAAUUGAGAAGCUACGUGUCUGCCAUUUUUUUUUAAUUUCUAAGUUUAUUUAAAGGGAAACCAGUGGCUUGAAGAUGAGACUAAAUAUUGCCAUCUUCUUUGGGGCUCUCUUUGGUGCUUUGGGGGUUUUACUCUUUUUGGUGGCUUUUGGAUCGGAUUACUGGCUUCUUGCAACUGAAGUGGGGAAGUGUUCAGGUGAACAGAAUAUAGAGAAUGUCACUUUCCACCAUGAAGGAUUCUUCUGGAGAUGUUGGUUUAAUGGGAUUGCGGAAGAGAAUGAUUCCAGUAUCUGGAAGUUCUGGUACACCAAUCAGCCACCGUCCAAGAACUGCAUGCACGCUUACCUGUCACCAUAUCCCUUCACGAGAGGGGAACACAAUUCAACCUCCUAUGACUCUGCUGUUAUUUACCGUGGUUUCUGGGCAGUCCUGAUGCUUCUGGGGGUCGUCGCCGUGGUGACUGCAAGCUUUCUGAUCAUCUGUGCAGCCCCCUUCGCGAGCCAUGUUCUCUAUAAAGCCGGCGGAGGCGGGUACAUUGCUGCAGGCAUCCUGUUUUCCCUGGUGGUGAUGCUGUAUGUCAUCUGGGUCCAGGCAGUGGCUGACAUGGAAGGCUACAAAAACAUGAAAAUGAGAGACUGCUUGGAGUUCACCCCUUCUGUUCUCUAUGGCUGGUCAUUUUUUCUGGCCCCAGCGGGGAUAUUUUUUUCUUUGCUAGCAGGAUUACUAUUUCUAGUUAUUGGACGGCAUAUUCAGAUACAUCACUAAUCAAACAGUUGCUUCCCAUGUUUUCUUGAGCAUAUUCAGAUACAUCACUAAUCAACCUGUUGCCACCCAUGUUUUCUUGAGAGGUUUUAGAAGAGAGAAUUUUUUUUUUUUUCAUUUUGUUUUGGUGAUCCCAGCAUAGAAUUAGUUGGUGAGCUAUUUAGUUGCUAUUUGAAGUUCACUUUUAUAUUUUACUUGUGAUUU